Molecule: messenger RNA, 2304 nt
Organism: Colletotrichum siamense
Lineage: Eukaryota; Fungi; Ascomycota; Sordariomycetes; Glomerellales; Glomerellaceae
Exons: 6
Coding region: 1-2304 (767 amino acids)
Molecular function (GO): ATP binding; ATP hydrolysis activity
Source: RefSeq, a predicted model, not a curated record
AUGGCGUCUGAUCUUGACAUAGUGGAAUCGACAAGACUUGAAGAUGAUCUUUCCUUCUCUGUCAUCGAUCGUCUGACCGAGACCAUCAGGGCUGAGGAAGAGGUCAAGAUCAGCCAAGACGAUCGCAAUGCCAUCGUCCAAGACCUCUACGAAGGCCCCAAGAAGUGCCAAUGCUGCAUCAACUGGAUGACUGAAUGUCCUCAUGGUGUGGACUUGGCCGCCCUUGAGAAAGACGAAAGUGACGACGACGAGUCCAAUCCGAUCAUCGUGAGACGCCGAGUCACUCCCGGGAAGGCAGGCAGUCUGGUCACGAUCCACUCCAUCGACAUCCGCCACGCAGCGACUCGCAAAGUCCUCAUUGAUGUCUUCAAGCCCUACGACGGCAUCGUUCAUGAUCUGAAAUACCUUGCUUUUCUGGCGCCUUUCCAUCAGUUCUUCUGGCGCUGGGAGGCAUUCGAGAAGGCUAUCGCCGACGAGGAGGACGAGCAGGUUAAGAAGAUCUUGGCCAUUCUGAGGUCCAUCGUCAAGCGCGAGCUCGCAGGUGCCUUUGCCGUCAGCAAGGAGCUCAUCAGUCACGGCAUGAUUACGUACGAAUACCUCUGGACUCUGUUCGCUCCAGGCGAAGUCGUCUACUCGGAUUGCCGCUUCGACGGUGACCGUUUCUUUGUUGUUCAAGGACACACCAACAACACGGACCCGUCCAAAGUAGAACUUUGGCUCAACUACGUCAAUUGCAGCGGUGACGAUUUUGGUGUAGCUGUCCAGAGCGAGUUCAUUCCCCGCUUCAGAGGCACACGGCCCAUCAACUCGCUGCGGCUUUACCCUGCAAAAUACCACGAUGAAUUCCAUGGUGUCCAGAAGCGGUUGAUCGAAAGGGGUCGCAAGUUCGCCAGUCUCGUUGGGAAGCACUACAAGGCCUACCGCCCUGAUCGACUCGAUAACCCGAGUGCAGAAAUUCGAGUUAUGAUCGAUACAGAUUAUGAUAGACGCUCUGGUGGCGUCGGCGCUCUGUUUGGAGAUCGGGACGAUGCCUCAGUCUUCUACCAACGGACACAGCUCAUAAUACAGGGGCCCGUUGAUACACCACCACCGAAGGGCCAUGUACCUCUUCGGCGCGAGCGUAGCGGAGACGAGAAUGACUCUUACUACGACGGGGAACAGCGCAUUCCACCUUCUCGAAGGCGCCCUGCCCCCUACGCACCACCUGUCUAUCCAACGCCUCCGACCGACCCGUUUGCACCACGUGGUUUCCGACACACGCCGCCUCAGUUUUCACCAUCGUCGUCGUUAUCUUCAGAUCCACUGUUUCCACCACGGCCAAAUCUGCCAGAGGACGACGCAGACGCGAGUCGUCCUCCUCUGGGGCCCUUCGAUAUAGAGAAUUUCAUGAUCAACAGGGCUCGAAAGCGACUCAGUGACUUCCGACUGUCACUGUGCGUUCCUCGUGUACUGGGAUUUAAUCUCAAGGACAAAACAUGGGAAAACUUUGUAGUUGACCAAAUCCAUGAUAUCGAGUGGAACACGAAGCCAUUCGAGAGCCUGGUACUUCCUGAUGGAUACAAGGAGCUCAUUCUCGCCUUUGUGGAGAGCCAGAUCAAAGACAAUGAUAACUUUGACGAUGUCAUCAACGGCAAAGGUGGUGGCCUCGUUGCUUUGCUUGCUGGUGCUCCUGGAGUUGGCAAAACUCUCACGGCUGAAUCAGUCGCGGAAAAGAUGCAGGCUCCACUCUUCAAGAUGGAACUGGGCGAAUACAAUGAGGACGAUCCUGAUCAUUACGAUACGCCGCCACACCGGGCUCGUCGGCCUGGUGGCAGAAGUGUAGCUAUUGGGGUCGAGCACAGAAGAGGGGACAUCGCCGGAGCAUUCGAGCUUGCCGCACGAUGGGGUGCUGUCCUCCUCAUUGACGAGUGCGACGCUUACUUGGAGCAGCGCAGUGACAGCUCGUCUCAACGUAACAGAUUGGUCUCGCGAUUCUUGAGAGAGCUCGAGUACUAUCCCUCACUCUUGUUCCUUACGACCAAUCGCGAGAAGUCCUUGGACCCGGCUGUCCAUUCCCGUGUCCAUCUCACUAUCAACUAUCCAGCGCUUGAUGAGCCGUCCAGGCAAAAGGUCUGGAUGACCUUCCUCGCGAAGACUGGGUCUGAGCUUUCUAACGAGGAGCUUGCGGCUCUCUCUAGCAUCGAGAUUGACGGUCGGAAAAUCCGUAACAUUGUUAAGACCAGCGCUGCCGCAAGUGCAAUUAAGUUAAUUUUGCCCCCUAUACUUGUCAACUUGGUGAUCUUUUUCUUAGGCUUUAAUUAUUAG